This is a messenger RNA of Rhopalosiphum padi (bird cherry-oat aphid), 5885 nucleotides long. Its product is annotated as regulator of G-protein signaling 11. Bases 767 to 3187 code for a protein of 806 amino acids. The record is from RefSeq and is a predicted model, not a curated record. Lineage: Eukaryota; Metazoa; Arthropoda; Insecta; Hemiptera; Aphididae. Gene Ontology annotation, biological process: G protein-coupled receptor signaling pathway; intracellular signal transduction; regulation of G protein-coupled receptor signaling pathway. The transcript is spliced from 16 exons.
CGCCCAGAAGCAGCUCAGUCGCCGAGCGAACGAUGGCCGAGUGAGCGCGCCUAACGCGGCCCCCAAAAACGUUCGUAGAAACGUAUAUACCAGCGCGCGCGUCUGUCCGUCUGUUCCGUCCGUCCGUCCGGCUGGCCGGCUGCCUUGUCGCGCCCUCCCCCUGCCGUCGCGCGAGAGUGUGUGAACCGCCUCCGCCCAUGGUGUUGUACCGCCGUCGUCGCCGCCGCCGCCGCCGUCGUCACACUCAGGUCGCAUUCGUUAAUUGAUUUUUUCUUUUCCCUUAUUCGCUUUCGGCGCGCACACCGCCGACAAAAAAAAAAAAGAAAACCUUCGAACCUCCCCCCCCGGGCCACGUGAUACGCGGUUAACGUACACCGUCACUAAAGCAGUCGUAUAUAUAACACGCGCGUCACCGACCGUCACCGUUUGCCGGAGAACGCGCGCCCGAGAUGACCAUCACCGCCGCCGGAUGAACGGUAUCGCGGGCGGCGGACGCGCUCAAUCGUAACGCCAAACGUUAGGCGCUGCAGCCACUGACCGGCGAGCGCGACAUCGUUGUAUACAGUCGAUCUCAGCGAGACACAGCCCUGGAUUCCAAUUUGCAUGGCUUAAGUUUUAAGUGGCCUCGGAAAAUGUUGAGGAAUUGUUUUUUCGAUCAAAUGAACGGGUAACGAGUGUCCAAAACAAUGAGGGGGCGGGGCCAGAGACCGAUGGAGCCAGGGUAAGUGACGUAUUUACGCGACCCAGCCCCCCCGCCCCCAACAACAUGGAUAAAUCGGAUCGCAGACGCAGGCCUUUUGCCUUUGACAAGAUGGAGGGGCUGGUCAGAGAAAUGAAAGACGAAGAGACUGGGGUGCGUGUAAAAAGUCAAAAGUUAUUUCUCACUUCGAUCCCUUCUGCUUUUGCCGGUUAUAACAUAAUUGAAUGGCUAAUGGACCGUUUAACUGUCGACGAAACUGAAGCGGUCCAUAUAGCCAACAUGUUAUGUCAAUACGGAUACUUCUUUCCCGUAAACGACUCAAAAACUCUUACUCUAAAAGAUGACAGUUCUCUGUACAGAUUCCAAAUUCCCUAUUAUUGGCCAUGUUCACAAAAGAAUCCCGAUAACGUAGAAUAUGCGAUAUACCUAUCAAAGAGACUGCUGAGAAACAAACAACGACAUGCAUUGGAAGACUAUGAAAUGGACUCAUUGAACAGUCUGAAAAAAAAUCUACAAAACAAAUGGGAAUUUAUCACGAUGCAGGCUGAAGAACAAGUGCGGUUGAGUAAAGAUAGGAAAAAAGGGGAAAAAAUAGUGACUGAUAGUCAAGAAAGGGCAUUUUGGAGGGUACAUCGACCUCCUCCAGGAUGUGUCAGCGUCAUGGAACAAAUACCGAUAAAGAUUGGUGGCAGUUUUUCAACCAAAAAGAAAAGAAGUUCUGAAGAUCUCCGGAGAGAAGUCGAAUUGCUAAGAAAUUGUAUAGGGAGAACAAGAGUUAAAACGUCAGUAGCUUUGGACGGUCUAGUUUCAUUCGGCGAGACGUAUCAUGAAUACGAUCCAUUACUCACAGGUGCUCAACCAUCGAACCCUUGGGUGUCGGACGACCCAACAUUUUGGACGUUCAAUUGUCCAAUGGUGGAAGCCAUAACCGAAAAGCGCAUAAAACGUUGGGCUCUAUCAAUGGAAGAUUUAGUGUCUGAUGCAACAGGUCUCUAUGAGUUUACAAAUUAUCUCCGGAAAGAAUACAGCCACGAAAACAUCAGGUUUUGGUUAGCGGUCAACGAUUUGAAACGGAGUUGUCAGUCACAAAUCCUGCAGAGAGUCAAAGAAAUAUAUGAUGAAUUUCUAGCGCCCGGUGCUCCAUGUGAAAUCAAUAUAGACGGCAAGACGAUGGAAAGAACGCAUAAAGAAAUGAAAAACCCGUCGAGAUUUACGUUUGACGGUGCUGCGGAACACGUGUAUACGUUACUCUUGAAAAAAGACUGUUAUCCUAGAUUCAUAAGGUCGGAGCAUUACAAAAACCUGCUCGCUAAUGGAGUCCAGCCUUCGGCCAGACGAAGAUUUUUCGGGCUGGUCGGUGGCGCCGCCAACAAAAAGGCAGAUUGCAAAGAACGCAUAAGGAGCACUGCAGGAUGUUCGAGCACACAGGGUACGUCAUCGUCGUCGGUUUUACAAGCGAAUCAAUCGUCGUCGUGUAGCAGCGCAAAGCGAAGGGGCAGCGACAGGAGCCUGACUAGCUCACCACACGAGCUUCCAAUAAAUUCUGUUAAAGUCUCGCAAUCCCAUAGUCAAUCUAAUCUCAGUGACAUACCCUAUAGGGGAGAUUUACCUUGCACACCUUCCUCUCCAAGUUCCAACCAAGAUAACCUUAGCGGAGGUGCGGACGAAUGCGGCGAGCCGCAGCUACCCACGAUGAUGGCGGACGACGUGUGCCCGUGGGACAUGGCCGACGGUGGCGACAAGAACAAGCGGUCACUGCCGACGUCCAUAGCCGAAGAACGCGAGCGCCGUAUGUCCACGUCGUCGUCGCGCAAAAACUCGGGCGGCGCCGCGUACGACUCGGCGGCGAGCGCGGACGAGAGCCAAUCCGAUUCGGUGGCCAGCCGUCUGCGGCGGAGUUGCGGUCUGGGCGGCGGCGGCGGCGGCAGCGUGGACAGGCGCCGCGGGUCGUCGGCCGCGUGCACGCCGCAACAGACCGUCGACCGGCCGUCGGUGUCGUCGGCCGAGGACUUUGACCUCGGACCGUCGCCCGAGAGCAGGUCGCCCGAAAAGCAGAUGCCGACGUCGCCGCACGAACCGGCCGGCACCGCGUCGUCGCUGGACGACAAGUCGAACCGGAAGAAGCUGCUGAAAUCGCUGUCGUUGGCGAGGAAACAGAGCGUGACGCCCGUCAUUAACGUCAGCUCGGUGGACAGGGACAACGGGUGCGGCGACCGGACCGCCGCGGACGUCGCCGACGAUACGGCGGACACCGCGACCACGGUAGCCGAGUGCGUCGCCCCCGCCGCGGGUGCAGGACCGGGUUCCGGAGGCGGUCACACGCCGGAAUCCGCGGCCUGCAGCAGCGGAGCGGAGGUGGCCACGACGACUGCGACUGCAGCCGCGUCCAUCAGCGACGGUAACGACGUGUGUCCGUGGGAAGACGAGCACAACCAAGAUAAAGGCGGCCGAUUUUUAAAGGUAUACGAGACCUACGGUUUUCUGUGAAUACGUUCUCCGCCAACGCACAUUCCAAAUUCUAUUAUACGUUGUGUAAAUAUACGCAGACAUUAUACUACUUUUCGUAUAUUAUAUACAUAUAUAGUAUAAAUAUAUAUAUAUAUAUAAUAUUAUAUAAUAAUAGCGUUCUACCUUAAUAUAUAAAUUCUUAUAUUUAUUCAUCGCCAAACGAAUGUUAUUUUUUUUAUAUUUAUUUAUGCGUGAUAAAAUAUGUAAAACUCAAUAAAGAUAAAACCCGGUCGAAUUUUUCAGACUCGGUCUGUACGUUCAAUAUUUGUUUAGUUCAUAAUACACACAUAUAUAUAUAUAUAUAUUUAUUAUAUUCCAAUGAUAACUGUAAUUUUUAAAAUGUAAUAAUUAUAAAUUAUAAUAUUAAUACAUAUUAUGCGAUCAUAAAAGUAUUAAUAAUGCAAUAAGCAUUUCGUUAAAAUGCUAUGCAAACUAUGCCAUGAGUAAAAAAUGUACCUAUAUAACAUAUAUACAACCGAUAGUAAUUUAUUUGGUUUUUAUAUAAUAUAACAAAAUAUGUACCUAUAUAUAUGUAUAAGUAAAAGCUAUAACGUAUUAUAAUUAAGCCAAUAAUAAUUAGUUACGAAUUGUAUAUCGUAUUGUAUAUUAUCUAACAAUUUUUUUUUUUUUUUUAGUAUACUUUUUUCGAAUAAACAAUUUUAUUGAUUUACUAAAUAAUAAACGAUUACGUGUACAGCAAUAUCACAAUUUAUUCUAAUCAAUUUAAUUCGAUUUUAUAAUACAGUAGAUUCUUAUUACGUCAAAUGUUAAUAACUCAAACUUUUCGCGUUAUCUUGAAUUAAAUUGAAAUCCCUUUAAAAUUACCACCACACUAAAAUACCACUAUAAUUAACAAAACUCUAUAUAUUGAAAUUUGUUCUGUUCCCCUUGACAUUCGACAUAAUGAGAAUUUACUGUAUUAGUGUAUUCAAUUAACGUAAUAUAUUAAUGUAAUCAAUUUUCAAUACGUUAUUUUCAAAAAAUUUUGUCUGGUACUUGUUUGUAAAAAAUUCAUUUUUUUUUUUUAUUCAUGAAUGACUAAAACUGAAUGAUUUAGAAACGAAAGUGAAAAACGUUAAUACAUAACCAAAAAAUUUUUAAAAAAAACAAUGAUAUUUACAUAAUCCACCUGAUUGUCAGCACAAGUAAUGAAAAAGUAGCAAAUUAUGUUUAGUACCUAAUACGAUUAUAACCUUCAUAAACAGUAUAAACUAUGUUCAAUAUAAAACCAUGUAAUGUGAUGGACAGAUAUAGCGGCCAAUUAUAAGUUUUCGAUUCUUAACCCUGGUUUAGCUACAAUAACACCAAAAACUGGGCACAGUUGAGGUUGAGUAAAUUGAGCCCAUACUCAUUUCAACUCUACUUAGUUUUAUAUAUUCAGUUAUUUGACAAACUCAAACACAAAAACGGUUUAAAUUUGAUAUUAUAACAAUGCUUUUAAUAUUGUAUUAUUAUAUUAUAAUCUUCGUGUUAAUGUUUUGUCACGUUUUACGAUAAAAAAAUUAUGGGGAAUUAAAUUAUUAUAGAUAUACUAGAUUAUAUUUUACACUAAUCGCAAAACUCACCCAAUAUUAUAUUAUAAUACUCUCUUACACUACGUUUUGGCUUAUAUUAUCCAAAGUGAUUUAUUAAAUAUUUAUUAUAUUCUAUCUAAUAUUGAUAUAUAUAUAUAAAUAUAUAUACAUAUUAUACUUAAUAUUUAGGUUUUUAGAUUUAUAUUAUUAAUAAGCGUAUGUUAUUUUAAUAUCAUAAUAAUCUAUAAUUUUUAAUAUAUUAAUAAUAGAUAUAUCCUAUAAAUUAAUGUGUUAAUUAUAUGAAUAUUUUGGAUCUACAUACAUUAUGUAUUUAAUUAAGUUAUAAAAAUUAACAAUAUUAAACUAUUGGUAGUAAAUUAUUAUACAGCAUUUGUGUUUGAAUUUGUCAAAAUACAAAUUAUUUCCAUAUUAAGUACCUAUAUCAGACUUAAACAUUUUUUCAUUAUAAUAUAAAAUACGAUAAUUUUUGUACGAACUUAUUUUGUUACGAAUUCAUACAAUGACACGUAUUUUAAACUCUUAAAAAAAAAAUGAAUUAUACAUUUGAGUACCAGCGUUAAAAUUUCAUGAAUUUUUGAAUAUAAUAAUCUGUAAAAAAAAUUUGACUUAUUUAUUUAAUAUUUUGUUUAUUAGUUAAACAAUUUUUAUUUAGUAAAUUUAAGUGCAAAUAUUUUAUUAAAUACUAUAAUUUAAGUUAAAAUUGUGAUAAAUUGUUUAUGGGAUUUUUAAGAUUUAUGUACUAGUGCAUAGAAAUAAAUAACGUAUUUAUACCAAAUAAAAGAUAUUAUAUUAUAAAAUACAAAUUUUUGUAAUGCGCAUACCAUUUUAAAUGGAUUUGUAGACACAAAAUUGUGGUUGUUCAAUAAAUGUAAAUUUUAAACUUAUACAAAUCGUAAUAUGCACAAACUACAUAGAUAUGUUACUUAGGUUGCAUAUCUUGAUAUAGUCGUCAAGUAUACAACGACGUUCUAUACGAAGUUUUAAAUAGCCUAUUUACUAUUUAGGAGAAAAUAUAUUUUAUUUUAGUUUACAUAUUUAUUAAUGUCUUAGAUUUAGUUACGAUAGUGAUCAAUGAUCAUAGUUUGUAGGUAUAAUAACAUAUUGUACCUAUUAACUUAUUAAAUAAAUUACAUAUUGUGAAA